AUGAGUGGGAGAAUAUUGGAGAGUGUUUUUGAUGGAGUUGGAUUCUUAGUCUUGCUCUCCUUUUAUGCCCUUCACCACAACCCAAAUGUGUGGCCAAACCCAGAGGUGUUUGACCCUUCCCGCUUUGCACCAGAUGCCUCUCGACACAGCCAUGCUGUCCUGCCCUUCUCAGGAGGAUCAAGGAACUGCAUCGGGCAGCACUUUGCCAUGAACGAGUUGAAGGUGGCUGUGGCCCUGACCCUGCUUCGCUUUGAGCUGGCACCAGAUCCCUUCAGGAUCCCUGUUCCUACUCCAAGAAUUGUGUUGAUGUCCAAGAAUGGGAUCCACCUGCAUCUCAGGAAGCUCCUCUAA
Nyctereutes procyonoides (raccoon dog) is the source of this 351-nucleotide messenger RNA. Its product is annotated as cytochrome P450 4A12A-like. The coding region runs from base 1 to 351 and encodes 116 amino acids. The transcript is spliced from 4 exons. The record is from RefSeq and is a predicted model, not a curated record. Lineage: Eukaryota; Metazoa; Chordata; Mammalia; Carnivora; Canidae. Gene Ontology annotation, molecular function: heme binding; monooxygenase activity; iron ion binding.